GGGGAAGCUCGGGGUAACCGCUCCAGAACGCACUAAGUAUUUAAGCUGAUUAUUCUUUGGCAUCAAACCUGGGAACUUGCUGUGCGGUAUUGUGGAUGUUUCCGUAUUUCUAUAUUCACCAUGACGCCACACGACGACGACAAGUUGACUGCGACACGUAUUGAUACAGUCAAGAGCGCGGGUGCAAUGCACCAAGAUGUUCAACUACACGACUCCGACGAUGCAUACUCUGCCAACGAGGAUAUUGUCCGGCACCUACAGACCACAGGUGAGGAGGUCGGAAUAACCUUUAGUACGCUUAUGGCAGCAGUGUCGAUGGCGAUGUGCUACAAUGCCUAUUUAUUCACCCUACUAAUUCCGCCAUCUAUUCUUUCGUAUAUAAAUGCGGAUCUCGGACCCGACUCUCGCUAUACAUGGAUCACCAUCUCUUGGAAUCUGGGUGGCGCGAUAUUCGUGACUGUCGGUGGACGGUUGUCAGAUAUCUUCGGUCGUCGAUGGUUCUUCAUUGCUGGCGCGUGCAUACUGAUCAUCGGCAGUAUCGUCUCUGCCACGGGACAAAGUAUCAAUCAAAUGAUUGCAGGAGGCGCUCUGUUUGGAUGCGGCUCGGGUUUUCUUGAGAUGGCCUUUGGCGCUGUCCAAGAAAUCGUACCGAGCAAGUAUCGACAUGUAACCAUCGGACUUUUUGAUGCGGCCUCUAUUAUAGCCCAAAUCAUGCCUCUCGUCUCCUGGGUCAUUAUCAAACGGACGAAGAAUUGGCGGAUCUGCUACUAUGUCAUGAUUGGCUUCCAGGCUAUCAACCUCAUCUUACUCUUUUUCUUCUACAACCCACCUUCAUGGAAGGAAAAGAAGAUCGCACACGGAAAGUCCGCUCGUCUGCUUCUGCGAGAAUUUGACUGGCUUGGUCUAUUCCUCUUCCUCGCUGGUUGCACUCUCUUCAUCGUUGGUGUUAGCUGGGGUGGAUCGAUGGCUCCUUGGGUAUCCGCCACUGUGCUUGCACCUAUAGUUUUUGGCUUGUUGACCCUGAUUUGCUUGGGUUUCUACGAGGCCUUUUAUCCGCUGAAGGCGCCACUGUUCCCUCCGCGUUUGUUUCGGGCUCUGCGGCACUUUACUGUUCCCAUGUUAGUCAUGGCUAUCGGUGGUAUGCAGUACUACUCUAACGCUACGCUUUGGCCUCGCCUCUCGCAGCUCAUCUACGCCAGCGACGAGAUCUCGAAAGGUCUUUACGCAGAAGUACUUCCCCUUGGUACUAUUUUGGGCGGUAUUAUUGUAAUGUUCAGCAGGGUGAUCGGUCAUCAGCGUUGGGUGAUCAUGUUUGCUGUCGCUUUACAAACUGCUUGCGUUGGUGCAAUGUCGACUUCCAAAAUGGACAACCCAGUCCAGUCAAUCAUCCUCACUGUCGUCAUAUCGACUUGUACAUCCGUCAACCUCCUGAAUGGUAUGGUACUAGUGGGCUUUGGCAUUGUCUAUCAGGAGGACAUCGGCACUGCUGCUGGUCUCGCCGGAACCUCACGUCUCCUUGCUGGGGCCGUUGCUACUGCUAUAUUUAGCAACGUGACGAACGGAAAAUACGGAGACUCCCUUCCUGCCGCCGUGCGCGCUAACCUGGCACCCUUCAACCUCUCGUCCGAUAUAGUCACAGAGCUUAUCACGGCCGCCAAAGCUAAUACUGCCGCCGGAUAUGCUGCUAUUCCCGGAAUCACUCCCGCAAUUAGGGCCGCAGCUAGCUUGAGCAACAAGCAGGCGUAUCUUGAGGGCGCUCAUCUGUCAUAUUUAGUCGCCCUGGCAUUUGGGCUAUUGGGUGUGGUGGCGGCGUUCUUUAUCCCAUCUGUGGAUAAGCGGAAGUACACGGAGAAGACUGUCGCUGUUCAGAAGUCGGAUUGGAAAGCGCUACAGGAGAAGAAUUUGGACGAGGCCUCCGCUGUCUAGAAGCGUGAUAGCACACGACAUAAGAGAGACUUUCUAAAGUGGACGAAAUAUAAGCUUCUACAAAAGGAGGCUCCUGUGCAGUCCCGCACCGUUGAAUUCGUGAUAGUGUAAUGCUUG
This is a messenger RNA of Cucurbitaria berberidis CBS 394.84, 2043 nucleotides long. Its product is annotated as MFS general substrate transporter. The record is from RefSeq and is a predicted model, not a curated record. Gene Ontology annotation, biological process: transmembrane transport. Lineage: Eukaryota; Fungi; Ascomycota; Dothideomycetes; Pleosporales; Cucurbitariaceae. Bases 121 to 1926 code for a protein of 601 amino acids. Gene Ontology annotation, molecular function: transmembrane transporter activity. The transcript has 7 exons. Gene Ontology annotation, cellular component: membrane.